Symphalangus syndactylus (siamang) is the source of this 604-nucleotide messenger RNA. RefSeq names its product HIG1 domain family member 1A, mitochondrial-like. Gene Ontology annotation, biological process: negative regulation of apoptotic process; mitochondrial respirasome assembly. Gene Ontology annotation, cellular component: mitochondrion. Lineage: Eukaryota; Metazoa; Chordata; Mammalia; Primates; Hylobatidae. The record is from RefSeq and is a predicted model, not a curated record.
AUGGAGUUGUCCCAGUGCUGGGGAAAGGACAGCAUCUCCCUUCAGAAUCACGUGAACCAGUCAAAGGAUGAUAAAACCCAUAUAACAUAUGUAUAUAGUUUUUUAAUCGUGGGACGCUAUUGUGAAAAGAGAACCAGAGCAGGAAUCGGAAGCCGGUUGCCGUGUGAGAGAUUUUCUCACUCUAGGGAGAUUCUUCAAGCAAUCACUACGUCAACAGACACAGGUGUUUCCCUUCCUUCGUAUGAGGAAGAUCAGGGAUCAAAACUUAUUCGAGAAGCUAAAGAGGCACCAUUCGUACCCAUUGAAAUAGCAGGUUUUGCAGCAAUUGUUGCAUAUGGAUUAUACAAACUGAAGAGCAGGGGAAAUACUAAAAUGUCCAUUCAUCUGAUCCACAUGCGUGUGGCAGCCCAAGGCUUUGUUGUAGAAGCAAUGACUGUUGGUAUGGGCUAUUCCAUGUGUCGGGAAUUCUGGGCAAAACCUAAGCCUUAGAAGAAGAGAUGCUGUCUUGGUCUUGUUGGAGGACCUUGCUUUGGUUAGAUGUCUCAUUAUUGAAGUUACCUAUUAUUGUUGGAAAUAAACUAAUUUGUAUGGGUUUAGAUGGUAA